AUGUUUCUCAAACCGAUACUCUUUUUGUUCCUUACGGUAGCGUAUGGAUACAACAUAGACACAACGUUUCCUAUUGUUUAUUUAUAUAGUGCUAAGUUUAGUAGUACAAGUUACUUCGGCUAUACCGUUUGUUUGUACCACGAGUCGAUCAACAAUACAUCCUGGUUGAUAGUCGGUGCACCGAGAGCAAAUUAUUCCUCGUUCGUCAAACAGAAAUUCAGGCAGCUGAUCGAGCCGGGUGUCGUUUACCGCUGUUCACUUGACAGUCCAUUCUGUCAGGAAAUGAAACAGAAGGAAAUUAGGGAUGAAGAAAGUUACAUAACGCAGCUUGAGAUGAAUAUUGUUAUCAAGAAACAAAGGGGCUGGUUUGGGAGCGCUAUGUCUAUAGACAAGUCAAAUGGUGUAUUAACAGUAUGUGCACCACGAACUAUUGUAAGUAUUUUCAAUCCCUACGACAAUAUCCAUUUUGAUACCAUGCAGGGAAUGUGUUACAGUGGAAAGAUAUCUUCAACUGUACUUUCCACCGAGUACGAGGAUCUUGAAUAUCACAAUUUUAGAUCAAAUAUUUGGUACAACCCGAUGUAUGGGUUUUCCAUUCAUUAUGCCUCAAUCAAGCAAAAUAAAACCAAGGAAGUGAAGGAAAGACGUCGCAUCACAGGAAAACCUAUGCACGAGACUUAUGGGAUUGUGGAGAUAAUACAAGAAAAUAAAAGAUUGCUAGCUGAAUUACCAUUAAACGAUGAACUCUCUCAAUUUGGUUAUAGUGUUGAGUCUGGCUACUUCUUUAACAAAAGUCAGUUACUCUAUGUUAGUGGUGCACCAGGCUGGCACUAUGUAGGACAGGUAGCAAUAAUUGAUGCGACAACAAACGUGACAUCAAUCGUGGCUAAGUUACAAGGCACUAGUACAGGUGAAUUCUUUGGAGCAAGUUUGGCUGUAGGUGAUAUAGACAAUGAUGGCUUUGAUGACCUUCUAGUUGGAGCACCUUAUUGGGAACAAGACAAUGGAAAAGUAUAUGGCUACUUUGGUACCUCUAAGGGUCAUUUUGAAGAAGUUAUAACUUUGCAAGGAAUUGUAGAAAGCAGCCAUUUUGGAUACGCGAUAGCUAGCGGUGAUUUGGAUGCUGAUGGAUUUGAUGAUAUCAUUGUGGGAGCACCUUGGGAAGAUUCUGGAGUGGUUUAUAUAUACAACGGUGGUACAGAUCUGAAACAUAAGAACUUGCGGGCGUCCGAACGAAUUGAAGCCAUACAUUUUUCACUACCGGAUACGUAUCCAAAACUAGAAAGAUUUGGGUUCUCGACAUCGAAACCGAUUGAUAUUGAUGGAAAUGGAUACUUGGACAUACCAGUCGGGGCAUAUAAAUCGGGUUACGCCGUAGUGCUUCGCAGUAAACCAGUCGUAAAGACAGAACUUUUAAUUCGUACUGUGCCCAGUGUUCUCGAAAGGGAUGCCAAACAAUUCAUAGUUGAAAUAUGCCCACGAUAUGAUGGGUAUAACAUACAAAACAUGGAAUCCGAGAUUAGGGUCACUGUAGAUGAACAACAUCAGCGAACCAAAGAAAAACUUUUUCAGAUGAAAUCUUCCACUCUAACAUCAACCGCGUGCUUCGAAACGCGAGUCAAUAUCUUGAGGAACAUAAGAGAUUUCAUCGAGCCAAUUAGUAUUCUUGCAAGGCACGAUUUUGUGAACACUAAUGCCUCUAGUCAUUUCUGUAAAUUCUGUCCCGUAGAAAGAAGAACUAACAAGUUAAAUGUUGCGCAAAUCCUACUUCCAUUUAACAUUGAUUGCGGAACAGAUAAAAUCUGCAAUUCCAAUAUAUCUGCCACGGCGAAAUUUUACGGCGUACGCGACAAUGACACGUGGAUCGUCGGAUCCACGGAAGUAAACUUAGAAAUCAGUUUAAAAAAUUACGGAGAACCAGCUUAUCUUACCACGCUUCAGUUCACGUUUCCCAAAGGAGUGAUUUUGCGUAGCAUUUUACCUUUUUGUCAGGAAGACACUUCUAAAGAUAAACUAUUAGUAUUUUGUGAAGCUGGUAACCCAUUGUGGAAAGGAGAAGAAAGGAAUAUUACUUUAGAUCUCGACAUGAAAGAUUUAAUUCAUGAUUCACUGUACAAUCGUGAAUUAAAUUUUUACAUAGCAAUAGAAACUCGUAGUACAAAUCAGGGAACGACGAGUAUUACGCGAAUGCUCAAUCUAGUAAACGAAGUUUCCUUAUCAUUGAAUGGAAAAGCAAAUGAGGAAGCAUAUUACUUAUCUACCAUUAAAGAUGCUGCUUCAAACAUUAGUUUUCAGCACACUUAUCAAGUGUACAAACUUGGUGCAACACCUGUAGAAGACGCACAGCUCGUCAUUAAAGUACCAGUAGCUAUUAAUGUCUCAGAUCCUUUGAUUUACAUAUAUAAACCUCAGCUGUAUGUAUCAGGAGAACUGUUUGAAUGUUUCUCUAAGGAUAUCUUAUUAGACACUGAAUCGAUAGAUGUGCAAAGGGAAUGGCCGAUGCAUAAAUUUGAUAUGCAUGUUGUAACUAACAAAAUGCAAGAGACUGUUGACUUAAAACAUAAGAGAGAUGUAAAUGAAACACGUUUCGAACUUUAUAAUGUAAAGAAUAUUGCGGCAUCACAGCUUGCAAAUGAAAGUUUCAUAAAUGAUAUUCUGUACAUGAAUUGUUCGACAUCUAAUGUAUACUGUACAACCAUUGUAUGUAAUUUAAGCGUAUUGAAGACAUUGCAAGACAUUGGAAAGGUGUUGAUCAAACUGGUCUUAAAUGUUGAAAGACUGAAAGAUAUUCUUACAAGCAACAAGGUUGUUUUAAAAUUUGAUACUGAAGCGACUGUAGAAAUAUUAAAACCCGCUGUCAGGCUACCUGUUAAUGAAACGAGGUCUACAAUACAGCUUGCAACAAUGUUUUACAAUAGCCCAAAAAGUGAAGAAUUACAAUUAUGGAUUAUUAUUGCGUCCAUAUCAGUAGGGCUAUUGUUAUUGAUUAUUUUCGCUAUGAUCUUGAGCAUGUUAGGUUUUUUCAAGAGGAAAGGCAAACAAAAUUUAUCAAACGAUGAAAGAUUGGAAGAAACAAAAGAACUACCGCGAGAUUAA
Messenger RNA from Dufourea novaeangliae, 3096 nucleotides. Its product is annotated as integrin alpha-PS3-like. Gene Ontology annotation, cellular component: external side of plasma membrane; integrin complex. NCBI's taxonomy places the organism in Eukaryota, Metazoa, Arthropoda, Insecta, Hymenoptera, Halictidae. Gene Ontology annotation, molecular function: integrin binding. Gene Ontology annotation, biological process: integrin-mediated signaling pathway; cell-cell adhesion; cell adhesion mediated by integrin. Bases 1 to 3096 code for a protein of 1031 amino acids. The record is from RefSeq and is a predicted model, not a curated record. The transcript has 20 exons.